Messenger RNA from Rhododendron vialii, 1629 nucleotides. Its product is annotated as 2-oxoglutarate-Fe(II) type oxidoreductase hxnY. The transcript has 11 exons. The coding region runs from base 259 to 1284 and encodes 341 amino acids. Lineage: Eukaryota; Viridiplantae; Streptophyta; Magnoliopsida; Ericales; Ericaceae. The record is from RefSeq and is a predicted model, not a curated record.
UUACGCGAAGCGACGGUUGGCUUCGGCAGAGAGAAAGGACACGGUUACGUGACUCGCUCGCUGUUGUGGCGCCAAGAAUGGCCAAAAGCGUCAUUAGCAAACAGGCUUUUGUGAAAACGUGGCUCGCGCAGAGUUGACCGUAGUUUUUUGUGCAGCUGGAAAUAAUCGUCAUCUAUCUCAGAAGUAGAAAGAGGAGGAGAAUUGGUUGCAAUCGGAAAUCAUCAUCGUUAUCGGAAAUUCAGAAGCAGUAGAAAGAAAAUGGAGAAUUCGAAGGAGAAUAGCAGGCCUUCUCUUGACGCUUCUGGAGCUUUGGAAAAUAGGGUAUCUUCACUCAACUGUAUCGAUCUCUCCAGCCCUCACAUUCACAACUCUGUUUCUCUACUCAAACAGGCGUGUUUGGAUUCUGGAUUUUUCUAUGUGAUCAAUCAUGGGAUCAGUCAGGAGUUCAUGGAUGAGGUUUUUAACCAAGGCAGACGGUUUUUUGAUCUACCUGUGAGUGAGAAAAUGAAGCUCCUUAGGAACGAGAAACAUCGAGGUUACACUCCCGUACUGGAUGAACAUUUGGAUCCUGCCAAUCAAAAACAUGGAGAUUUCAAGGAGGGAUAUUAUAUUGGUGUUGAAGUACCUGAAAAUGAUCCUGACUGGCACAAGCCUUUUUAUGGACCAAAUAUCUGGCCUACUGCUGAUAUUUUGCCUGGAUGGAGGGAAACUAUGGAGAAAUAUCACUGUGAGGCAUUUAAGGUGGCAAAAGCAGUUGCGAGGAUCAUAGCUCUUGCACUUAACCUAGAAAUUGACUAUUUUGAUCGACAAGAAAUGCUUGGGAAGCCUAUUGCAACAUUGCGCCUGCUACAUUAUGAAGGUAGAAUUUCUGAUCCUGUAAAGGGAAUAUUCGGAGCAGGUGCACACUCUGAUUUUGGUUUUAUAACGCUCUUGGCAACAGAUGACAACUAUGGGCUCCAAAUAUGCAAGGAUAAGGAUGCUAAACCUCAACAAUGGGAAUUUGUAGCACCAUUAAAAGGAGCAUUUAUAGUGAAUCUUGCUGACAUGCUGGAGCGCUGGAGCAACUGCACUUUCAGGUCCACCUUGCAUCGAGUAUUGGGUAAUGGUCAGGAGAGAUAUUCGAUCGCAUACUUUGUUGAUCCCAGUCAUGAUUGUCUUGUUGAAUGCUUGCCCACUUGCCAGUCACAAGAGAACCCUCCCAAGUUUCCGCCGAUCAAGUUUGAAACUUACAUGCUCCAGCGAUACAAGGAUACGCAUGCUGAUCUCAAUUCAUACAACAAAUGAUACAGAUACGCAUGCCGAUCUCAACUCAUACAACAAAUGAUCCACCAAAAUUGGUCAUCGCGAAUGCUGGAAGUUCCCCUUUGUUGUACAAUACACUGAGGUUCUCUCCUUCCUGCCGCAAUAUAUGUACAAACUGGUUCUCCUUGUUGAAUAGUGGGAAAAUGAGAGUUCACUGGAUUGUUCUCUCUCUCUCUCUCUCUCUCUCUCUCUCUCUCAUAUGUACAACCAUAUGUUUAGGCAAGGUGGAUCACUGUGCCUGCAUGGAAAACAAAUAAUUUGGUUGCGUAUAUGCAACUAUUUGGCAUUGUGUUCAAUGCUUUUAGCAAUGGAACAACUGUUUUGUCA